UGAACGUAACAAAUGUAUGCAUCAAUUUGUUUUGAUUUUCUAGUCAAAUACGACUAACAUAUUUAACAUGUAAUUGAUAGUGCACAACACUUAUUCGAAAAUAUUUUAAUUUUUUAUUCAAGAACAUUGUUCUACAACCAUAAUAAUUAAUUUUACUAUCGUGUAUAUGUACAAAUAACUUUUUUUAGAAAAGUGUAUUUAAAAUAAAGUAUUGUUUGACCUUCGUGCGUUUAAAAAAUGGAUAUUUUAAAGGCAGAGAUAAUGAAAAAACGUAAACAGUUGGAGGAAAGCAACAUUUUGCAAAACAACAGAAAGUAUUUUAGAAGAAGUGAGCUAAUAUCAAAGGACAAAGAGGCAAAGGAAGUACAAAAGACAAAUGACGAAGAUAUUAAGAUAAAUGCAACUCAACAACAAGAAGAAUGCAUAACAGAUGGUAGUGCUGAACAUUUAAUGUUACCUAGACAUGAAGUUAUUAAAAGAUUACGUGAAAGAAGCGAGCCUGUAUUAUUAUUUGGAGAAUCAGAAAUGGAAGCAUUUAAACGAUUAAGAAAAUGUGAAAUUCUAGAACCAGAAGUAAACAAGGGGUUCAGAAAUGAUUUUCAAGAAGCUAUGGAACAAGUAGAUCAAGCGUAUCUGAAUGAAAUAUUAGCUUCUUCAAAACCACAAGAUCGAAAUGGAAAAGGAGAUGUAAAUGUGCCAGAUGAAGAAGUUACUUAUGAAGAUUUGCAGAAGAUGUCUGUUAAAUUAAACAAAGGUGAUAGGGACUUUGACUUGAAUGUCAUUACACAAUUCAUACAAUUCUUAGUGCAAAUGUGGGGUAAUCAAUUGAAUAGUAGAAGUACUGCUGAAAAAAUGAGCACUAGAGGAAAAAUGGCUAGUGCUACUUAUGCGCAAACAAGAGAAUAUUUAAAACCUCUCCUUAGAAAAUUAAAAAAUAAAUCUCUGCCAGAGGAUAUUACCGAUAGUUUAACCGACAUUGUAAAACAUUUACUUGAACGUAAUUAUAUAUUGGCAAGCGAUGCAUAUCUACAAAUGGCUAUAGGUAACUCUCCGUGGCCUAUUGGAGUAACUAUGGUCGGUAUUCAUGCACGUACAGGAAGAGAAAAAAUCUUUUCCAAAAAUGUAGCACAUGUAAUGAAUGAUGAAACUCAGAGAAAAUACAUUCAAGCAUUAAAAAGAUUAAUGACUAAAUGUCAAGAAUACUAUCCUACAGAUCCUUCUCGCUGUGUAGAGUAUUCAAAAACAUAAUAU
This is a messenger RNA of Hylaeus volcanicus, 1251 nucleotides long. It is a transcript of the gene Prp18, whose product is annotated as pre-mRNA-splicing factor 18. The record is from RefSeq and is a predicted model, not a curated record. Gene Ontology annotation, cellular component: U5 snRNP; U4/U6 x U5 tri-snRNP complex; U2-type post-spliceosomal complex. NCBI's taxonomy places the organism in Eukaryota, Metazoa, Arthropoda, Insecta, Hymenoptera, Colletidae. Gene Ontology annotation, biological process: generation of catalytic spliceosome for second transesterification step; RNA splicing. The coding region runs from base 238 to 1248 and encodes 336 amino acids. The transcript is spliced from 4 exons.